UUUAAAACUAAAAAAUAUAUAUCACGCGCGGAGGAGGGAGUGGGUCGCGAUGCAAAUUAGAAUUCAAAAUCAGCAGGGUGAACGAAAAUGGUGAAGGGGCAAAACCUACCGGCCGAUGUAACUCAACUUAUCGAUCAAUUGGAACGCCAUUGCUUGGCUCCUGAUGGAUCUCUCGUCUCCAAAUCCGCCCACUAUGAUCUCCAACUCGCAAGAGAAGAAAUGGCCACAGAGAGAUUGCGCUAUUUGGAAGCAAUGGCUGUAUAUUGUGAAGCAAAUGCAAUGGUAGAGGAUUACCAGCAGGCACUUUCCGUCGCUAGUCUUGGCAGCACUCGUGAUAUUCAGUCUCUAUAUCCUCAGCUUGGCUUGAAAAGCUCUCCUCAGGUUUAUGAGACCCUUGAGCAUCGUUUGACAGUUGCUGAAGCAGCACAAAGAUUGAGAUUGCCAAUGAUAUCAAAAGAUGGGGAGGUUAAUGAAGAAGAAAUUGAAAAAUGGAGCGCGAUGUCAAGAAGCUCACUUGACAGUUCAAAUACCAGUGUUACUAUAACCUCAAGCUCAAACUCCACGAAUUACACAAAUCUGUCUGCAAUUGGCCCUGUCGGCCCUUCAGGUAGUGUCUUCUCUAGCAAUGCUACAGACACAGGACAACCUGAAGUUGGGGGUGUACCUGAUCGAUUUCUUGGAAUAACUCCUAGUUAUUUGUGGAGAACUCAACUUCAACAGGAACCUCUGUCAAAUGAUAUGACAGAAUAUCAGAUGCCAUUGCUCCGCGAGAUUGAGAGUCGUUUAAAAGCUAAAUGUGAUAAGUUAGCAGAUGCCUUCAUUGAUGACAUUGAUUCUUCAUCUGGGAAUUCAAGUGCCAGGCUUCCAGAAAGAGUAAAGUUAAUUAUUGAGGAGAUUGAAAGGGAGGAAGCAGCUUUGCGUGAGGAUCUAUAUUCUGCGGAUAGGAAGUUUGCUGAGUAUUAUAAUGUCUUGGAGCAGAUUCUUGGUGUGCUUAUCAAGCUUGUCAAAGAUUUGAAGUUGCAACAUCAACAUAAAUAUGAUGAACUGCAAAAGACUUGGCUAUGCAAAAGAUGUGAAACGAUGAGCGCAAAGUUGAGAGUUUUGGAGCAUAUUCUCCUGCUGGAUACUUACACCAAUGAAUCAAUUCCAGCUCUGCACAAAAUUAGGAAGUAUCUAGUUGAAGCUACAGAAGAGGCUUCUCUCUCCUAUAACAAAGCGGUUACACGACUUCGGGAAUAUCUAGGUGUGGACCCUCACUUUGACACAAUUGCAAGGCAGUACCAUGACAUAGUGCAGAAACUGGAAAAUAUGCAAUGGACGAUUCACCAAGUUGAAAUGGAUCUGAAGCGCUUACCAAGCACCUGAGAAGAAGAGCAGUAGUUCAAUGGACCCUUCAUUUUUAUCGUACCAUAACUGAAUUAUUUUUAUAGUAGUAGGCAAUGGGGGGCUGGGGGCAAUUGUGUUUUGUGUUGUGCAUGACGAUUUGAGAAAUUUUUGGUAUGUACGAGUUAAAAGUUAAAAAGCUGCUUAUGAGAUGAAGGGCCUCACUGGGCAAGUUUAAAAUAAUCUAUACUAUAUUGUAAUAAUACGCUUGACUACAUUACAUGGCAUCCAGCACUGUUUUCAUCACUGAAAUAGUCUCCUGCCCUUGUUAUUGGUGCUUGGUAUAGUGGCUGCUGACAUGUAACCCUCUGGUCAUAUAGUUCCUGGCUGUAAGUGUAAGGAUACGUUGUACAAUACGGUACUAUUAUGGGACGAGGUUCCAACAUGUAGUAAUACUGUAUGUUCGCCUCUGUUAUUGGUUUUACUGGAACCAUGAAUAAUACUUAGGUUUGUUGUGCAAAUGGUCUCUCCUAAUUUUGGGAAAGUAGGACGUUCUGAUUUCGUUAAUCCUGUGCUAGAAGUAUUUUCCAUGCAGUCAGUUUUUUUGAUC
Daucus carota subsp. sativus is the source of this 1933-nucleotide messenger RNA. RefSeq names its product AUGMIN subunit 4. Gene Ontology annotation, biological process: spindle assembly. Gene Ontology annotation, molecular function: microtubule minus-end binding. The coding region runs from base 88 to 1365 and encodes 425 amino acids. The transcript is spliced from 13 exons. The record is from RefSeq and is a predicted model, not a curated record. Lineage: Eukaryota; Viridiplantae; Streptophyta; Magnoliopsida; Apiales; Apiaceae. Gene Ontology annotation, cellular component: HAUS complex.